Vespula pensylvanica (western yellowjacket) is the source of this 5743-nucleotide messenger RNA. RefSeq names its product matrix metalloproteinase-14 (gene Mmp1). Gene Ontology annotation, biological process: extracellular matrix organization; proteolysis; collagen catabolic process. Gene Ontology annotation, cellular component: extracellular matrix. Bases 1035 to 2834 code for a protein of 599 amino acids. The transcript has 10 exons. NCBI's taxonomy places the organism in Eukaryota, Metazoa, Arthropoda, Insecta, Hymenoptera, Vespidae. The record is from RefSeq and is a predicted model, not a curated record. Gene Ontology annotation, molecular function: metalloendopeptidase activity; zinc ion binding.
AAAAAGAAUCCUAAUUCUUUCUUUAUCGACUUUCUUUAUCAUCCUCCGUUAAUAAUCCUUACGGUGACGAAACGAUCGAAAGGAAAAAUAAUUCUAUUUAUUUUGAUUUCGAUCGAGGGAGUCUUAAGUUCGAAGAAGAUUAACGAGAGAGACAGAAAGAAAGAGAAAGAGGGACAGACAGAAAAGACAGAGAAAGAGAGAGAGAAGAAAAUCAGGAAAGUCGUGAAAUAAGAAAAAUUGGAAUUGGUGCUGUGAAGGAACGAAGUUUCAAGAGAAACGAAUCGGGAGAGAGAAAAGAAAGAAAGAAAAAAAGGAAAGAAAGCUAUUCGAGUUUGAAAGAGUGAACAAAUAUUACGUUAAUCGUCGAAAUAUCGCGAGGAAAGAUUUAUCAUCGUUUACUUAUUUUCCUUUCUUCCUUCUCGUCUGCUGUCUCACGUAUAUGUGUUCGUCCGUUUAAAGAAAAAAGAAAGAAAGAAAAUUAAAAAAAAAAUUUCUAAAUAUAAACAGAGAAUAAAGAAAGAAAAGGUGAUACGUAAAGAUAAAGAGAGAAGAUCGAAAGGACGCAGGUAUACACACACACACACACACACACCGUGUUUGUGUGGAGAGAGAAACCAAUCAAGGAAAAAAAAAGAAAAUAAAGAGAAGUGUCCUGCGAUUCAGGAAGACCUUCGAACGCGCGUGUCACUCUUCUCGACGCAUUCGGUUUUCGAAUCUGAGCGACUGGUAUUAUUGAUCGACCUCGUGUGCACUAGAGGGUAGUUCCAAGUGAAAAAGAGAGAGAGAGAGAGGGAGAGAGGGAGAGAGUGGGGCCAGAAACACAAGAGAGAGAGAGAGAGAGAGAGAAAAUUGUCUUUAAAAAGAAGUAAAGUUUCACAGACGCAAAGUUUGCUCGUCGUGUGACGUACAUACGUUCUUCUUCUUCUUGUUAUUAUUAUUAUUAUUGUAUAUAUUUUUUUUUGUCAUCAACAUCUUCCUCUUCUUCUUCUUUUUCUUCCACUGCUUUCUGUCUUUCUUUCUAUCCUCCAUUUUUGAUGGCGUUUCAUUGUGAAAAAGGAGGAGGAAGCAUGGCACGAAGAACCAUAAGAAGUUUAUUAUUCCUAUUGGCUAUUGUUGCGACCUUCCUAUGCGAUAAAACGGAAGCAGCACCUACUACGUCGAGUAUUUCGGAUCUUUCUGCUAUGAGAUAUCUCUCGCAGUAUGGAUAUUUGCCAUCGGUUAAUCCUGCAAAUGGCGGAAUCAUUUCCGAGGAGUCAUUAUCUCAAGCAAUCUCAGAGUUUCAAUCGCUUGCUGGAAUCAAUAUAACAGGUUCUAUGAACGAUGAAACGGCCUAUUAUAUGUCUUUAUCAAGAUGCGGCGUUAAAGAUAAAGUAGGACCGAGUUACGAUGGAAGAUCGAAGAGAUAUGCUCUUCAAGGAUCGAGAUGGCGAGUAAAGAAAUUGUCCUACAGGAUUAGCAAGUAUCCAGCGGGUUUAAGUAGAACAGAAGUCGAUAAGGAAAUCGCUAAAGCUUUUAACGUUUGGUCCCAAUACACCGAUUUAUCCUUCACGGUUAAAUCUUCCGGCUCGGUUCACAUAGACAUCAGAUUCGAAAUCGGUGAACACGGAGACGGUGAUCCGUUCGAUGGACGCGGUGGUACUUUGGCACACGCUUAUUUCCCGGUUUACGGUGGAGACGCUCAUUUCGAUGACGCCGAACAAUGGACGAUAAACAGUUAUCGUGGGACGAAUCUGUUUCAAGUUGCGGCACACGAAUUUGGACAUUCGCUCGGAUUAAGUCACAGUGACGUUAAGGCCGCCCUGAUGGCACCGUUUUAUCGUGGAUACGAGCCCAAUUUCAAUUUGCAUUCCGACGAUAUCGAUGGUAUUCAAGCUCUAUACGGAAGAAGAACAACGACUGGUUGGGGACAGGGACCAACGAAUAUUCAUCCAACAUCUGUACCACCAACUGGCGAGGAAGAUCCAGAGCUUUGUAUGGAUCCAAAGAUCGAUACGAUAUUUAACUCCGCCGAAGGACACAUAUAUGUCUUCAAAGGAGAACAUUAUUGGAGACUGACAGCCGAUGGUAUAGCUAGCGGUUAUCCCAAACGGAUUAGCAAUUCUUGGAAGGGUCUUCCGGGUAAUAUAGACGCUGCAUUUACAUUCAAGAACGGUAAAACUUAUUUCUUUAAGGGAUCGAAAUAUUGGAGGUACAUAGGCAAACAUAUGGACGGUCAAUAUCCAAAAGAAAUAAGUGAAGGUUUCACGGGAAUACCUGACAACAUAGACGCUGCGACAGUUUGGACAGGAAACGGAAAGAUAUAUUUCUACAAGGGAACGAAGUUCUGGCGAUUCGAUCAAGUACAAAAGCCACCGGUUAAGAGUACUUAUCCAAAGCCAAUCAAAAAUUGGGAAGGUCUACCGGAUAAUCUAGACGGUGCUGUCAUUUAUCAAGGAUACACGUAUUUCUUCAAGGACAAGGGCUAUUACAGAUUCAACGAUCGUACCUUUUCAGUGGACGUCGCCGAGCCAGCGUUCCCAAGGGCGACAGCUUAUUGGUGGUUCGGAUGCAAGUCGGCGAGCAAAGGGACGUUAGGUAAUAUCAGAUGGCAGGGCGAAAGUCCCGAAGAAUCUUCCCUGUUUUCCGGCAUGCUGGAUGCCGGCGAUCGUGACUCGUUCGACAAUGACGUUAGCGACAUCAUAUUAGACGCAGGAGGAUUAGACGAGCAAUUUGCAACGCCAUCUAAUCAAGAUCGCAUGGAUUCUGGAUCGCGUAGCAUUUUCAACGGCGAGACAUGGUCCAUUAUCAUUAGUAUCGUAACGGUGAUCGUAGCGAGGUUCAUCGUCGCAACAUAAAUCAAAUGUACAACGAAGAAACGAUUCAAGGUUGAAGGAGAAAAGAGAAAGGAAAUACUAUGUGUAUGUAUCACGAUAAGGAAUCUCCGGUUAAUCCAUCCAACGGAGUGUCAUCGUGUUUGAAGAAUUUCUCAUGAGUCAAAACACGUCGAGGAAAACACGUGGAAAGAAGAAGAGGAUGAAGCAAGAAGUAAGAGAAGAAGUAGGAGAAAAAGAAAGAAUAAAAGGAAGAGGAGAAGGAGACCCUUCGUGUUCUCGAUAUUUAGAAUGAUUGUGUCGUCCCUGGUUUCAUGGCUCGAAACGAACGUUCCCGCGCUUUCUUGUUUUUCUUUUUUUCUUUUUUUGAAAGGCGUUUCCAUUUGAUUGUCUCUCAUCGUCGACUUACGAUUGGCUAUCGUUAGUGGUUAUAAUACAGUGACUCCGUUGUGCGUCAAAGUUUCUUCUCUAUUGGACGGUAUCCGCGAAAUAGUAGGGAAGGAAAGAAAGAGAGAGAGAGAGAGAGAAGAGACAAUGGGAGGGAGAAGAGUUGGGCGCAAACUGCCAAUGUGGUGACGUCUUCAAUAGAAGUCUUCUUUUUUUUUUCUCUCUAGCUGAUUAAUUCACAAGAAUCGUACAGACGGUAUGUAUGUAUAUGUAAUAAGUAGUCGUAUGAAUUUGAUCAAAAGUAAAAAAAAAAUAAAUAAAUGAAUAAAUAAAUGAAAUAAAUAAAUAAAUAAAUAAUCCGAACGAUAGAAAAUUAACGGUUGAGCGAUCGUUCUUGCACGCGUUUUUCACGUUGGAACGAUUCGUACGAGAUUCUCGUUGUACAUUGGAUUAUAUCAAAUAAAAAACGAAAAAGAAAAAAAGAAAGUAAUAAUAAUAAUCUUUGAAUUUUUCCCGCUUGUUCGAAGAAAGAAUAUAAAAGUAUAUAAACUGCAAUAAUAUCGUACUUCACGGUGCUUUGUGGCAAUUUAAAUAAAUCAAAUUCGACGUUCCGUUUGCGCGCGCAUUAUGAAUUGAAAAAUAAAUCUCUAAACUUUCGCUCAGCCAUCGUGCGUAUUCGGAUAUUUUCGAACAUAAGCCUAUAUUUAAAAAUAAGUUUUAAAGUAAUGUUCAUUCAUCAUCUCGAUCGAUCGACGUAUUAAUCGAAUUAUAAGGAUUUUACAAAUCCAAUUUUAAAACUUUCCAUAAGAAAUGUGAUGCGAUGUAUUAUUUUUAGAUUUAAGUGUUAGGAAAAUGAUAUGACCUUUCAAUUUUGUUAAGUAUAACAUUUUGAAUUCAUACUUUAUGAGUAGUCUUUCCAAAGUAUACUUUAAUGUUUCUUUUUUUUUCUAAAUGGAUAUCGGAUAACGUAAUUGAAAUUGAGAUGAAGUUAUACUGUUUUAUGAAGAAACUAAGCUAAUUUAAUAUAAAAUGUUAUAUAUAUAUAUAUAUAUAAUAGAUUCGAAUAGUAUUCAUAUCAAUAUUAUUAAAUUUUGCAAUCCAAUGUUUUGGCUGGACCCUUCACACUGCCUAUUUAUUGAUUUGUAUAUUUCUGGGGAAAGACUUUAAAUGUCAUAGGCACUAUUCGUUUGGGUCUAGAACAUUGUUAGCAUUUCGCACAAAUUCCAAAAUAUAUUUCUUAUAAAAAAAAUGCAACAAAACGUUGCAAUGGGGUAAUUAUUAAAGAAAUGCUAAGAUUGUUUCAUAACUGACAAUAUGAUAUUGUCAAAAGUAUUUGUUAUAUAGAAAGUUAUGAUGUUACAUGAGUGUUAUAGAAUUUUAAAUUAUAUACAAAUUACAUGUUAAUUGUUUGAAAAUAUGAGGAAUGACUUAAUGUAAUUUAAAAAGGAGAAUACGCAGUAUGCAGUAUAGGUGAUAAGUUCAAAAAAAAAAAAAAAAAAAAAAAAAAAACAACAACACAAUAAUUACUUCAUAUUUAUGAAAUGAAUUUAUUCACAAACAAUAUUCAUAUAAAAAACAUCUGCUAUAGUACUCAUGUCACAACUAUUAAUUUACAAUUAUGUUAAAAAAAUUGUUAUUUUGCAAGUGCCUUAAAAAAUAUUUUUGUAAUGUAUACAUUUGAUAUCUACAAAAAGAAAUCAUAUUUUUGUAACGCAUACAUCUCAUACCUAUAUCUUCUUCGAUACAUUAAAAAAUGCAGUUUAUUUUUUCAUGUAAAUUGAACUAUUACAAACAAUUUCAUUUUUAAAAUAUAAAGUUUUUUUUGUUUUUUAUUCUAAAACGUUUAUUUCCUUGUAUAAAUGCUUCCAUAUCGUCAAUACAUUUACAUUAAUUUCAUCAGGAAAAUAUCUCAUUAUAAUAAAAGUAUGUACAAGAACCAAAUACGUUUCAUGGUUUUCCAAAAAUAUUAGGAUGCAUCGAUCAAAUAUCGAUUUUUAUAUAGUCCAAAACUUUGUAGCAUUAUUUUAAAUCAACACUGAAUAAAAUGAUUAUGAUGAGAGACUAUAUUUGACCAUAUGUAUUAUAUAAAAUAUUUAUAUAUUAUCCAAAUCGAUAAUUUUUUUUUCAACCAAUAUGCAUUUUUUCUUAUAAUUCAAUAAGUCUCAAAGUAGUUUGAUUGUGUAAGUGUUUUACCAGUACUUAAGUAUUAAGGAUUGCUUAAUGUGUAUCAGAAUAUACCAUGAAUGGCCCUGUACUAUGAUCAGUAUUUAUUAAAUAACAUAUUUACUAGUUAGUUUACAAAUAUUUUUUCAUAUUAAAAUGACAACAUACUAUUAUCCCCCGUUAUGUUUAGAAACAUAAAAUUUGUUAUAAACAUAGUACAAGGUCGUUUUUGUGUUGAUUGUAACGUUGGGGUAUUAAUGAUUCACUUUGAAACUUGCCACAUAGCUGUGUUUCACUCCAACUAACAAAACCUCCAUUGUAAUAUACUUUCCACUAUCGUAAAGUAAACAUUAUAAUAAAAUACAUGUAUAUUUUACCUAGCA